GUAGUGCUUCUGGUUACCAGAGGGACGGCGUUCCUGAGGUAGGAGGGCUCAGGACCGGCGGCUCCUUCCACUUUCAGAGAAGCUGUGGCGGUGGGAGAGGCCCCUCCCCCUUGGGGGACAGUGGGUGACGCUGAGAGUGUCAGUGCUCUGAUGACGGGACACUAGCUCCCAGUUUCCGCCCGGCAGAAUAUCAAUGGAUAUAAUAAAAGGAAACUUAGACAGAAUUUCAAAACCAGCCUCAAAUUCAAGAGUAUGUCCUGGGAGCAGAGGUUCAAAUGCUUCUUUGGAGGUGCUCUCACCAGAACCAGGGUCCUUCAAGGUUGGUACUGCAGUCAAUUUGAACUCUGGUAAACAGAGCCACUCAGAAAGCAAUAAUACAGAGGAAAAUAGAAACAGUAAUGAUGAUAAAGGGGAAGACUACUCUGAGAAAAUACAGUUGGCUGAAGAGGGGUCAGAUGAAGAUCUGAACUUGGUUCAACAUCAGAUAAUCCCUGAAUGUUCAGAUGAAUCUGAAUUAAAAGAAUUAGAUUCUCAACUUCAAGAUGCUAUUCAGAAGAUGAAGAGGCUUGAUAAGAUAUUGGUGAAGAGACAAUGUAGAGAAAAAGAAAUUAAGAAGCGAGGUCUAGAAUUGAGAAUAAAGCUGUGGGAAGAACUGAAGUCUGCAAAAAAUAAUGAAGCUUUGCAAAGUAAUGAGGAGAUGGAAAAUACAAAAAAAUUUCUAGCUUUGACUGCUGCAUCAGAAGAAACUGUUGAUCCUUCUUGCUAUGAGCAUGAAGAUACUUUUUUCCCAGUGUUUCACACUCAAGUCCCUCCAGAAGAAUAUGAAAACCGUAUACAGAAUGUCAGUCAAGAUUUUACCUAUGAUGUGGAAAGAAAUGAGUCAUUGAUCAAAGCAGAAAAGAAACCUGUCUCAAACACAGAAAAGACUGAGCUCAGGGGUAAACACAGCCAGGAUUUUAUUAAGCGAAACAUUGAGUUGGCCAAGAAUUCAGGAAAACCAGUGGUUAUGAUUGACAGAGAGAAGAAAAGACUGGUUGAACUUUUGAAGGAUUUGGAUGAUAGAGAUUCGGGGCUGUCCAGUUCUGAGGGAGAUCAGUCUGGCUGGCUGGUCCCAGGAGAAGGAUACACACUUGCAGUCACCCAGCAUCAGCAGCUUGCUGAAAUUGAUAUGAAACUCAAAGAACUCUCUGCAGCCUCCCCCGCAAUUUCCAGCUCUUCUUCAAGACUUGAACAUCAGAAUGAUGAGGAGCCUGACCUUACUGGUGAUGAUAAAAAUAUGGAAAUAACUCCAGGAGAAAAGGUACUUCAGAACACCAAAGAGCAACGGGAUCAGCAGAAUCGGUUGAAAGAGAUAGAUGAAGAGCUAAAAAAGAUGAAGGAAAAUGUGUUAGAUUCAACAUCACUUCUCUCUGAGGAACAGUUAAGGCGUCUUCUGGAUGAAUGCACAUUCAAACAAAAAUCCAUAAUUAGACUGUCUUCAGAAGGAGAAAAGAAAGACAUUGUGGAUAUCACACCUGAGUUUCCCCAGCUUUCCAGAUCCGUUCUCUCUGAGUCACAAAAUCGGUCAAAAACAAAGGUCAAAAGCACUGAGGUGGAAGAUGUAAAUAUGCAUGAGAAUGCAGAAUGUGAAACAUCUAGAGGCUACUAUCUCACCAAAGCCUUGACAGGGCAUUAUAUGUCACAAGCUCUUGUCAUUGAAGCAGAGAAUAUGAGAUGCCUCCAGUUUUCUGAGGACAAGGUUAUUAGUGACACAACAGACUAUUUUAUGUCAAAGACUCUUGGCAUUGGAAGACUGAAAAGACCCUCUUUCUUGGAUGAUCCACUGUAUGGCAUCGAUGUGAGCCUUUCUUCCGAAGACCAACAUCUGAAACUUAGCUCUCCAGAGAAACCAAAACCAGAUGAACGGGAGACUGAAGAUAUGACAGAAGAAUGUAAAGAAUCUUAAGCAAAGACUUGCUGGGGUGUGCUUUUAAGAAAGUUGGUAAAUUAAGUUUAAUCACAUUUUUUUCCAGAUUCUUUGAAUUCAAUGAAUGCAUUGUAGAGGCCGUUCCUCAAAUGAUGGUUUUCAUGUUUGGAUUUCUCUCUUUCUGGAUCACAUUUCCUUGAUAUUUUUGAGAGUUGUGGUAUAAUUGCUCAGUGGUUUUUCUUCAUUGAAAUUCCUGGGGAAAUUGAUUUUUAUUGCUAAUCUUGCAACAUGAGGGAUGUGUUAGAGAAACCAACAUUCUGUGUAUGUGUGCGAUGUUAAAACUAGUUGAAGUGCUCUGGUUGUUUUGUAUUUCGUUUUAUAUGUUACCACUUUAUUGUGAUUUAGACAGAUUUAAUCACCAUGAAUUGUAGCUUUGUCCCUGAUUUCUCUCCUUUCCUCCUCUGUAAUGCCUGUUAAGUAAGUACAACUUGCCAUGGACAGAAAGGAAUUUUCUCAACAAAGCAAUGUUAGGUUGUCCUUUACUAUCUUAUUAGCAGUGGUCCUUUUCCUAAGCAGAAGUUUGACUGAAUUAUUUGACGUAUUACUUCCAGUUUGUUAUCUUCUUUCAGUUUGCCUUUUAGAAUGCAGCAAAUAAAGAUCAACUACUUUAAAAAAAAUCUGCAGUACUAUUUUAAGAGAGAGGGUUUGUCAGUUACAAGUCAGGAACCUGGAUUCAUGAGGACAUUUUUUGUCAACAUUCCAUACCAUAAAUUGGCAUUGGAAGGAGAAGUCCAAUUUAUUUCUGAUUUCAAAAAAAAAAAAAAAAAAAGAUCUGGCUAUUGUGUUGUAUUUAAUGAAAUUUGGAAUAGUGGGUGGGUAACAUUAUUAUUUUUUGCUGGCACAUUUUCAUCUACCUGUGUUGGAUAAUGUUAUAGAUUGCUUAUGUCACAUUUCCUUGACUUUUUAAAAUGAUGAUGUCUGUAGCUACUAUUUUCAGAGGACUUGAUAGUCAAUUUCUUUUUCAAACCUUCUUUUUCAGUUUAUAUUCAUGGUUCUUGUUGAUAUCAAUGUGCUACAGUGUAAUUUAUCUCAAUGCCAAGAGUUUUGCUGUGAGGUGCCCGCAGUGGUUAAAAGUCAUGAUGAUAGACUCAUCAGAAUGACGUGUGUGUUGUAGGAUUUGGGUCAGAACAGUCAGAGGGGAGAGGUGAUGUGGAUGGGGAUUUGUCGUGAUGAUAAGAGAGGAGCCAUUUUUGCCCAUAAGCUUUUCAGAGGAGCUCAGCUUUCUCAACCCAUGUGUUUCUGGUAUUUGACGUGUGUGUGUGUGUGUGUGUGUGUGUGUGUGUGUGUGUAAACCAGGGAGGGAGGGAGAGUGUGAAAGAGGGAGAGAAGGGGAGAGCGAGAUAGAUGGUGGAGAGAGAGCUAUGGCUUUAUAAUGUGUUUCUGCAGAUGGUAUUUGGGGCAUAGAGAGCCUUUUAUGUUAUAAGAGUUUAAGAGAAGGGAAGGAAGACAGAAUGAUCUUAAGUAAUGACUUUUACCAUUAAAAGAGAUAACACCAUUCCAUAGCAUAUCAGCUGAAGGUACCUCUAACAAAGACUGGCAUGCUGAAUUUGUAUUAUAUAUUUAACAUAAAGGUUCCAAAUUAAAAAAAAAAAAUUACCCUGAUAGGGAAAGAAAGUGUCAUUUUUAAAAAACAGUGUUUUUAUUUUAAGGUUCCUUCUAGACCUGAGUGCCCUAGAACAAGAUAGAGAAGAAAAAGUAUGAAAGUGGAAGAGCUAAUUCAUUUCAGGAAUGAAUUUAGGGUCUUAAAAUGUGAGGUUUUUCUACUUAUGACUUCUUAAGAAAAUUGCUGGCACCACCUUUAUUGUAAAUUCCCAUAGUACCUAAAGUUUACUGCCCUUCUGUUCAACUCUCUGAAACGCAUGGUAAUAAACUCCUGUAGAAGGAGAAAGCUAUCACCUUGAUGGUAUAAUUUUAAUUUUUAACAAGUCCUUUAUUUCAGUACAACCUGAUUCGAAGGUCAGUCAUGGAAUGGAACAUGGAGCAAGCCUGGGAACAAAGCUCCUGCUCCAAGACACUUUUUCUGUCCCAUGUCAAUAUUUUCAGUUACUUUUGUUCUGCUACUUAAAAGUGAAUUAGGAUUCUCUCCCAAGACUUCACGUGUUGAGCUGCUCUGAGAAUGAAUGAUGUCAUGUUUCAAGGAAUGAUUUCUUUCAAAUCAGUUUUUCCAGAUUCUAUAACCAACACAGUCUAGUUCCUUAUUCUUCACCUGGGUACCAUAAAAUGAUUUGGCAAUUUAUACUUAUAUAUGAUUAUGCUACCCUAGGUAGAUGUUUCUAGAAUGAGAGAGAAAAAUCAACAAGGGAAAAAGAUUCUAUCUCACUCAGCCAGUCCUUUUUGUGUUUAAUGGACCUCAAAGCAAGACCUUGAACCUCCACAUAAAAUUUCUUACUCUACCUGUUCUUAAUAUUUGUGGUUAGCCCACCUGAAAUUCAGGGUCUGCUUAUGUAAGGCUUUGGCUUUCUUUUCACAAAAUAAUUUGAUAUUUUAUACAUUUACAUAUUUUUAGGAUUUCCAAAUCCUACCUUUCUCUUUGGUCAUCUUUUUUUUUUUUGCCUAUGUUUUAUUUCAGAGGUUAAUAUCUGAUACUUUAAUUUUUUAGUUGAAAUAUAGUAAGUUUAUAACAUUGCAUCAAUUUCUGGUGUACAGCAUAAUGUUUCAGUCAUACAUAUACAUACAUACAUUCCUUUUCAUAUUAUUUUUUCAUUAUAGGUUACUACAAGGUAUUGAAAAUAGUUCCCUAUGCUAUACAGUAUAAACUUGUUGUUUAUCUAUUUUAUGUAUAGUAGUUAGUAUCUGCAAGUCUUGAACUCCCAAUUUAUCCCUUCCCACCCCCUUUCCCUCUGGUAACUGUAAGUUUUCUGUUUCUGAGUCUGUUUCUGUUUUGUAAAUAAGCUCAUUUGUGUCAUUUUUUAAGAUUCCAUAUGUAAAUGAUAUCAUAUGAUGUUUCAGUAUUUUUCUUUCUCUUUCUGGCUUACUUCACUUAGAAUGACCAUCUCCAGGUCCAUCCAUGUUGCUGCAAAUGGCAUUAUUUUAUUCUUUUUAAUGGCCGAGUAGUAUUCCAUUAUAUAUAUAUACUGCAACUUUAUCCAGUCAUCUGUUGAUGGACGUUUAGGUUGCUUCCAUGUCUUGGCUAUUGUAAAUAGUGCUGCUACAAGCAUUGGGGGGCAUAUAUCUUUUCAAAUUAGAUUUUCCUCUGGAUAUAUGCUUAGGAGUGGGAUUGUUGCAUCAUAUGGUAAUUCUAUUUUUAGUUUUUUGAGAAAUCUCCAUACUAUUUUCCAUAAUGGCUGCACCAAACUACAUUCCCAUCAACAGUGUAGGAGGGUUCCCUUUUCUCCACACCCUUUCUAGCAUUUAUCAUUUGUGGACUUUUUAGUGAUUUGGUCAUCUGUUUUUGACCAAAAGUAUAUCCAUUCUCCAAAAGGUGAUAUCUAUAGAGUUUGACCCAACUUUUCAAGGAUGAUUCCUCCUUCAUUAACUUUUAUGAAGCCUUCCCACAAUAUGCGGUUGUGUUUCCCACCCACUGCCUUCAUUCAUUGGUCAGAAAAUGUAGCUGGGAGAGCUGUGUGUACCUCACUCCUGUUUUCCUUUUUCAUUGUUUUUAGAAACAGAACUGGGCUUUGAAAAAGAUUCAACAGAUGACAUUUAAUGAUAUUAGUAAAAUCUGAAAUUGUACCCUUUUAGGUCCCACUUCUUGGUGGAGGGGUACUUUUUUCUUUGCUAUGUUUUUAAUAUGACAAGCUAAUUUGUUGUUUUGUUCUUUUAUUCCACAAAUCCAGCAAAUACGUAGUCUAAGCAACUAAAUCUUCCCUAAAUUGUAUAAGAACUAUGAAUAUGUUCACUGUUACUUACUAUAAUUUUUUUGUGGGUAUGCUAUGGUGGUAUAAGGAUGGAAUUUACCCAUACCUCAUAACAUAAAGCCAGAAAACAAAUAAACACGGAUACAGUAAGUAUAAAUAUAAAUUUCCAUAUGAUUUAUUGUUGUUCCUUGUACAUAAGAAACAGUAAUAUACAACUUACACUGCUUUAGAAUGUAAAAUGGAUAAAAAUGUGUACAAAAAAGCACAUUCCUAGAAAAGAAUUGGCAAAUAGUAAAAAUGGGGGGAUUAACAAGCAAAAAACAAAUCAACAAAACAAAAAGAAAAACGAACAUUUCUUCAAUUCAGUGUGCAAACAUUUUAUAAAAAUAGAAAUACUAACUCUACACAGUAUUUCCUGAUAAAUUAUUUAAAUAGCAUAUCUACACAAUCUGAGAUAUCUAUUCCAAUGGCAAUGAGAAAAUAAUUUAUAAAAAUAAAGCAAUGGUAUACAAGAUGAUAGGAAAAAACAACUUUCAGAAAACGUAUUUAACAUUUCAAUGCUAUUUCCUUAUUGGGAAUACUUUUUCUGUGAAGAAUUUUUAUACUAUGUACAACAUUGACUUUUUUUUAGGUACUACAGUAGCUUUAAGUUUGUUAGACACUUAAACUCUUUCUGCUUGAUCCCAAAAUUCUUUACUCAGUCACACAACAAAUGAGGUAAUAUUUGUAUAUAAGUUUCACCUUUGUCAUUUUCUUCUUUUGGAAAAAGGAAAAAAUAAUAAGUGUAGAUGCUUUUCGUCUCCCUGGAAAUAGGCACAAGGGAUGGGGUAAGAAAACAGUAUUAAAGUCCUCCUGGCUUUCUUUGCAAACUAAAAACCCUUGCAAAUGGACAACCAGCUAAUUCCACUUGAAAAAAAACAAAACAGGGGGAAAAUAAAGAAGCCCAAAUCAUUGAGUCUAAGCCUAAAGUGAGGAGCAGCUUGCUCUGAUUUUCUUGUGCCGUUCCUGUGAGGGAUUUGCUGAUAAAUCUCAACCACCUGCUCUCAAACACUUUCCAUAUGAAACCUAGAUUCCAGGUAGAACAGAGUUAAUAAAUAAUCUGUAUUUACAAUCUUACAGUCGUGAAGACUUGUAGCAAAGAUGAUAGGGAUAGUCCUUACACUUCUUCCUGUCCCGUGAAUAAUCUUUCAGACAGAUCCUCCAGAAAAAGUAAAAAAUAAAUAUUUUACACUGUAAAGUGUUUGCAAAACAAAACAAAACAAAACAAGACUACAGUCCAAAAGAGAACAUUGGAAAACUCCAUAAUAUUCAGAAAAAAAAAGAGAGAAAAGGAAUGUUUUAGUUAAGUUGAUAAUUUUGUGCCUUUCUAACCAUAAAAAUACAA
Messenger RNA from Camelus dromedarius (Arabian camel), 7147 nucleotides. It is a transcript of the gene FSIP1, whose product is annotated as fibrous sheath interacting protein 1. The record is from RefSeq and is a predicted model, not a curated record. The coding region runs from base 194 to 1945 and encodes 583 amino acids. Lineage: Eukaryota; Metazoa; Chordata; Mammalia; Artiodactyla; Camelidae. The transcript has 12 exons.